Molecule: messenger RNA, 2467 nt
Organism: Ostrea edulis (European flat oyster)
Lineage: Eukaryota; Metazoa; Mollusca; Bivalvia; Ostreida; Ostreidae
Product: ATP-binding cassette sub-family B member 10, mitochondrial-like
Exons: 12
Coding region: 303-2360 (685 amino acids)
Biological process (GO): transmembrane transport
Cellular component (GO): membrane
Molecular function (GO): ABC-type oligopeptide transporter activity; ATP binding; ATP hydrolysis activity
Source: RefSeq, a predicted model, not a curated record
CUUAUUCUAACCCGGACCUAUUGUAAACUGAGUCCCCACCAGACUACUUAUCAAGAAUAUUUAUAUAAAUCCUUUUAUUUUAUCACUUUAUUUGCCACGAGUUUCUUUUUAAAGCUGUAUUUUUUUUUAAUAUUUUUUUUUAUAACCGAAAGGAGAAUGUACGACUUAACAAGAACCGACAAUUCAAGAUGGCUGCGUCCACAAUAAAUGAUUUCGUAAGAUGACAUUGUGCCGUUUUAGUAUUUGAGUUCUAGUCUUGAAGAUUUUCUCAUUUAAUUUCCAAAGACAGUGUAAAGGAAAGCAUGGCACAUAGACUCUGCUUUAGAUGGACAUCGCAAUUCAAUUCACACACGUUUAGACUUCGUGUGAUUUCCAGUCCAUAUGUGGGACCGAACUCUAUAGUCCAAAAGCGAUUACAUCAUUCGUUAUCUAGGAUUUACCGUAAAACACUGAAAUCCAGACAGAGCAUCCCAAGAAUUCAAUAUUUAUCAACCGGGAAUUCUCCCAGAAAAAACAUUCUUUUUAGAAUCAAAGAUUUUUUGCUCCGAAGAAAGUCAAGUUCUAUCGCUGCAGACACGAAUAAGACGCCCAUUAAAAAGAAAGCUCCAAAUUCUUCAGAAAUUAGAAGACUGCUUUCGCUGGCAAGAUCAGAAAGAUGGAAACUUGUUGGUGCUGUGGGUUUGCUGUUGAUUUCCAGCGGAAUUUCCAUGUCCAUUCCAUUCUGCAUUGGAAAAGUCAUUGAUACUAUUUACUCAGACAGUGAGAACAUGACUGCCACACUAACAUAUAUCUGCCAGGUGUUGAUAUGUGUGUUUGUUAUUGGUGCUAUUGCAAACAUAGGAAGGAUAUACAUAAUGAAUAAUUCAGGUAAUAUUAUAGUUAAAAAUUUGCGAGAGAAACUUUUCCUGUCCAUCGUGAGACAGGAGAUAGGAUUCUUUGAUAAGAACAAGACAGGGGAGUUAAUCAACCGCCUGUCCACAGACACGUCACUGGUGGGCCGGUCCAUUACAAUGAACAUCUCUGAUGGGCUGCGGGCAGUGGCCCAGGGAAUGGGCGGAGUUGGAAUGAUGCUCUAUGUAUCCCCCAAACUGACUGGUAUUGUGGUCUGUGUUGUUCCCCCUCUUAUGCUGAUGUCAAGGUACUACGGUUCCUACCAAAAGAAAAUUACCAAAAACGUCCAGGACUCCCUUGCUAAUGCUACACAGGUAGCUGAGGAAAGAAUCAGUAGUAUAAGGACAGUGAGAGCAUUUGCACAAGAAAACAAAGAGAUCGCAGCGUAUAAUACGAAAAUAGAACACGUCUUACAACUGAUGCAGAAAGAGGCAAAAGCACUGGGCUUGUUUUGGGGAUUAACUGGCUUUACUGGUAACCUGAUCAUCCUGUCUGUUCUGUACAGUGGGGGUAUUAUGAUGCAGUCCUCCAUGAUUACAGUAGGAGAGUUAUCAUCCUUCCUUCUGUAUGCUGCUUAUGCUACUGUCUCAUUGAGCGGCAUGACCUCAUUUUACAGUGAGCUAAUGCGAGGAAUAGGUGCUUCCUCCAGGAUCUGGGAAUUAACCGACAGAGUUCCAAACAUCCCAAUCACUGGCGGUUUGGUUCCUUAUGCCCACACCUUUGGCAGCAUUGAGUUUAAAAACAUCAUGUUCAGCUACCCUUCCCGUUCCGAGUCUUUGAUAUUUAAUGAUCUUAGUCUGACCGUCCCUCCGGGACAAAUUACAGCGGUGGUCGGCUCCAGUGGAUCAGGGAAAUCCACACUCGGAUCACUGUUGCUGCGGUUUUACGACCCACAGAAAGGCAGUGUAUGUUUGGACGGCCAUGAUAUAAAGACCCUCGAUCCACACUGGCUCAGGAACCAGGUCGGUACAGUGAGCCAAGAACCGGUUCUGUUCUCCAGCACCAUCGCCGAGAACAUCAUGUAUGGGGCACCAGAUGCGAACUCUGUUAGUCUGGCAGAGAUCGAAAGUGCAUCCCAAAAAGCAAAUGCAUACAACUUCAUUAAGUCCUUUCCUAAUGGAUUUGAUACCGUUGUUGGUGAAAAGGGACUCAUGCUCUCAGGUGGCCAAAGACAGAGAAUAGCAAUAGCAAGAGCAAUCCUUAAGGACCCGAAGAUUCUGCUGUUGGAUGAAGCUACGAGUGCUUUAGAUGCAGAGAGUGAAUUUUUGGUGCAGGACGCUUUAGAGAAGUUAAUGGUAGAUAGGACGGUUAUCACCAUUGCUCACCGCCUCUCAACAAUUAGAUCCGCCAAUCAGAUUGCAGUUUUAGAUCUCGGGGCUGUGGCUGAGCUUGGUUCUUACCAAGAACUUAUGAAAAUUUCGAAUGGAAUAUUCCGUAAACUAGUGGAGAGACAAACUAUCACUCACUGAGGAAAAAUUAUUUGUUGACUAGGUUUUUAUUUAUUUACAAAAUAGAAUUUAUAUACAUGUACAUGCAUACUUAAUAUUAUUGUUUUAAUAAAGAUGUUAGAAGGAAA